UUCUGCUCUAUCAUACACACACACACACACGUACUCACGCGCGCAUGAGACUAUAUUUGGGAGUGAUCGCAGAGAGAAACAGUUGGUGACGGAGCUGCUGGAUGUUUCUGAAACACCGGGAACAACUGACAGACUGCUGACCUGAAGAAUCUGAGCUGCAUAGAACAAAUCAACUGUAAAGAUGUGUUGAUCUGGCUCCAGAGCCCUGAAGACAACAGAUACAGAAAUGAUCCCCUAUUCUCCCUGAGGAACUGACCAAUCAGCAGUCAGGAUGAUGCCCAAGCAGCUGGCUCAGACGUCUCCAGGGAGUGUUUUGUCGCUAAGAGGGUCCAGCGUCCCAGGAUCCCCUGCUGCGGCCAUCGUGGCCAGAGUGGAGGACGGGGUUAUCGGCUAUAAGGACCUGGCAGCGUUACCUAGAGACAAAGCCAUCCUGGACAUAGAGAGACCAGACCUGAUGAUCUACCAGAGCCACUACAGCUACAGUCCUCUGGAGAGGUCCCUGUCUCCUCGCUCCAUCUCUCCUCCACCCUCCCCUGAGAAGGAGUCCAGGGAGUGGCUGGAGAACCGGUCUCCUGGAUGUUCCUCCCCUUGUUCCACCAUCCAGACCAGCAGUACACACAGCACACGAACACCACCAACACCAAACACGCCAAACACGCCUCACACCGUACACUCCUCUGUUGCCAAGGGCGCCCUGCAGCACUUCCACAGGCCAGAUAAUGGCUCCAACCUCUAUAAAAAGCCUCCAAUCUACAAACAAGAAGUGUGUGUGUCCUCUCAGCUCCCUCAGGGGAAACACAUCGAGGAUCUGAUCAUAGAGUCUUCAAAGUUUCCAGCAGCUCAGCCUCCGGACCCCAACCUGCCCUCCAAGAUAGAGACCGAGUACUGGCCCUGCCCCCCCUCCGUGGCUGUUAUUGAGAAAGAGUUGAGGAAGAAGGAUCAGGGAGAGGAAGCAGAGGAGGAGGAGGAUGAUGAGGUGUGGGGACUGAGAGCGCUUCAGAAACAAGAACUCAACAAGAUUCAGUCAAACCUGGGAAAAAUCAUCCUCAAGGAGGAGCUGGACAAGUCUGCAACUCCUCUGAGGAGGAAAAGUCGCUCAUUACCCGAAAGCAGCCAAAACACUGGGUCCAACGGCUCUAAGUCCGUGUAUUUCCCAGCAUCCUCUAAGAGCGGCCUGUCCAGGCUGCAGUCAGCAGAGUUCAGCUCCUCGGAGAAAGCUCCUGCAGGUCUUCAGAAUGGGGACUCCAGGAUGGACAGAGGAAAGUCCCUCCCCAGCAUGUUGGACCAUAAGAUUUGCCCCUAUGAGAUGCUGGUGGUGACCCACAGAGGGCGGAGCAAAAUGCCCCCCGGUGUUGACAGAACCAGGCUGGAGAGACACCUCUCUCAGGAGGAGUUCUUCAGUGUUUUCGGGAUGACCAUCGAGGAGUUCGACCGCCUCUCUCUGUGGAAGAGGAACAACCUUAAGAAGAAAUUCUGUCUCUUCUGACGCCGCUGGGACCGCGUCUCCCACAAUGCCCCUGCUCUUCUGGAUCACUGCAGGAUCCUGGAACAACUCAGACUCAUUAUUAUCAGCACUGCUUCAACCACCACCACCACGACCAUCACCACCACCAUCACAGUCAGACCUGUCAGUUAGACGUCAGGUUUGAUCACAGUGAAGGUUUGAAUGAAAACACAGUGGCUUUAGAUUCCUGCUGCACACAUGAACUGUUUUAAAGCAGAGCUGCAGAUUCCUGUAUCAUAAGCUUCUAGAUGUCUGUGGAAAUGUGUUAAUAACAAAACUGCAGAGCGAGCACAGGUCAGGUUUAAAUGUGGAAGCACAGAGCAGGUUGUGAUGCUAGUUUUGGAAGGUUAUACUCAAACUGAGAGCAGAGCCAACACCAGUGGGUCUGACCUACAAAUGAAAAGCCCAGUCCCCUCCGCAUUCUUAAGCAGAUGUUGGAACAAAAUGAAUUGAAUUUCAGAAAGCAAUCUGUAGAUUUACUUCUGUAGGCAAAUUGAUUCCUUGCUAAUCUGUUAGCGCUGAACAAGAUGCAUCGUGAUUUGCAGUAACAAGAUCGAUUUUCUCUAGUAAGCUACGGAGCUUCCUUGCUAGCUAGCUAAUGAUAGCUUUGCAAGCUACUUUGCUAGCUAAUUACCGUUAGCUUUGCAAGCUAUUUUGUCUAUCUAACACCACUUGGUGUGUUAGUAACUAGCUUGUUAACAAAUUAGCUCAGCAGCUAGCAUCUCUGCAAGAAUGUCUUCUAGGAGUAUGCGUUAUUUAAAGCCCUUUAUCAUGAUAUAUAUCAUUUUAAAUAUUAAAAUAUCUACAUUUGUUAUGAUAUAUCUUUAAUCAGUAACAUCAAGAAAGGUUUAACGGAUAAAAUAGUUAGACUGAAAUGUGUUUUAAGCUAAUCUGGCAAAGAAAAUAUGUGACAGGUAAAAAAAUAUCAAGAUGUUAAAGUAGCAGUAGGCAAUCUUUCAAACGUUUCAUCCCUCCCCAACCUCUCUGAGUUGUGAUGCUGCCGCUGUCACGGCCCGUCCACACGGCGGUGUGCGUUGAAGCUUCAACUUUGAAUGGGGUGACGUCACACUUUGCCGAACUGCAUUGUGGGAGCGUCGCUUCGCUUUGCUCGCAUUGCUCGCUUCAAAAGUUGAGCAAUGUUCAACUUAGGAAGCUUUGACGGAAGCGCCAGCCAAUCAAAUCAUAUGCCAGUACAAGCUCUAGCCAAUCAAACCGCGUGCUUGUGUGUCCAGGGCGGGAGAUUCAUGUGAUUGGUUGUUGGUCGAGUUUCAGACACGCCCGCCGGCAAGCUUCAACGCACGCCGCCGUGUGGACGCUGAGUAAGUCUGUCCUCCGCUUCAACCAGAACAACUAGUAAGCUUUAUGCAAAUGAUGCGAGAAGAUGGCCAUAAUAUGCAAACAAACUUUGAUAUCAUCUAGCGACUUCUGGAUCUAAUACUAGCAGCUUCUUUCAACAGUUUGUGCCAUAACUGGAGCCUUAAAUUGGAGGAGAUGGUACCCGGGAGAUAGAUAUGCGAUAGGGAAACAAAAUCAAAUGGUCUCCUUAUUGUCUAUUGCUACUUUAAUGCUUACUAAUGUAUUUUGAAUAUUGCCAUGUCCUGCUAACCUUUUUAUACAGCAAAAUCUUUGACAUAAGACACAUUUAUAUAAUUAUAUUGUCCAACCCUAAUCUCACUAAGCUUCAACAGUUUGUUUCAAAUGUUUGAAGACGUGGUAUUCUGGGAGUCUCUGUAUUAUGAAAGGAUGUAACAGAGACGGAGGGGCUUCUUCUAUUCAAUCUGACAGAGAUCUUCAUUUCUAUCAGACAAGCACAUAUUUUAUUAUCAAGCUUCUUGCUUCAGUCAGGCUUAAAAAGAAACAUUCCUAUAAACUCUGAUUCAGGUCUCAACACAGAUCUAUAUGAAUAGAGCUGUCAGUGAUAGUUCAAAAUUAUAUAUUUCUAUUGACUUAGCCAUCUAUGAUGUCAUAAUGACAGGAUUUUUUUCCCAGCACCAAAAAAGAAAAAUAGGAGACAUUUUGAUCACAGUCAGAUUUGUAAGCUACACAUCCUGAGGACAUUAACUUACCACUAAAUAUAUGUAUUUGACUGAUUUAUUGAUUUGUUAUAGGCAUAUUAUUUUCUUCCUCUGAGUCCAGGUCAGAAAUGAAAAGCUAGUUGUGUUUUCCUUGUGCUUUACCUUACAACUUCAAGAUGUUAUUAAAAUAAUAUGUCAUUAUGAACACACCUGAACACAGUCGCAAGAUGUUAGAAACACAAAGGAGCACAGGAAAUGUUACAUCAAACACAAACCUGAAAUUGAAUAAAAACAUGACCACAAUUUAAGUAAUUGAUACAAAAUUCCCACUUCUAAAAGAAAGGACAGCUACAAUAAUAAUGUCAUUUUAUACAUUAAAACAAAUCUGUCUAGUUUAAUUCAAUGACCUAACAUUGGGCCUACAAUUCUCAGAAGCAGCAUUGCUAACAAGCAGGUAUAUUGUUUACCAUCUUGAUUUAGCACGUUCUAACAUUAGCUUUUUAGCAGUAAAACAACGUUAAACCUUAUUCCUUAUAUUUUAAAAAACACCAUGAUUGGAAGAAGUACUCAGGUAUUUCCUGUGAGUAAAAGUAUUACAAGAAUAUUAAGGGUAAAAUAUUUAUGUGUACAUGUAAAAGUCCUGCAUUCAAAGUUGUAAUCAAAUAAAAGUACAAAAAGCAUUAGCAUCAAUGCUACCUAAAUGCCAAAAGUACUCAUUAUGUAUUACAGUAUGGCCCAUUUCAAUGAUUUUAUUAUAAUUAUAAAUGAAUAAUCUUAAAAUUGUAAAGUUGGCACUCAUUUUAAUUACAUGAUGCUUCAUCAUCAUUUAUUAAUUAAUUAAUAUUUCUAUUAAUAAACUAAAUCUGCACAUUUCAUAGUAACUAAUGCAAUACAAUCAUGUAGUUGAGUUAAAAGUAUAGAGGAGCAUAAUGUGAAAAUACAGUGAAGUAAAGUACAUUUUAAGUAUAAUGAGUAAAUAUGUAUGACGUACUAUACUACACUUAGUUACCUUCCACAACUGAAAAACACAAACUACUGGGAUGUUCUGGUGUUCAUAUCCUUUGUCGUCCAUAUUAUUUUAAAGUGUCUAUCAGGGAUUCAAAAAUGGUCCAGACUUUUAUGAAAGGUUUUAUUACUAAACUUGAAUAUUUGAUAUGUAUAUCAGGGUGGAGCAGCAUUCCCUCUCAAAGUUCAGCUCCCAUUGGCUGUGAUCAAACUGUCUCCUGCUUGUCUUUUGUUCUUAGUACAGCAAAAGCCACUGCCCUGUUUUACCUCAGUACACGCACACAGAGAUAGAAAAAUUCACUUUUUGCAGUGUAGAGGAACCAGAGACUCAGAGCGCUGUGGCAGCAACUCUGUCUCUAUACGGCUCUGGUUUGUCCAAUAAACAGGUUAUAGGCAUUAAGUGUUGCUUAGUGACCAAAUGAAGUGCAGCUAUUUUCUAGUAAUACAUAGAGAAGUGGCAUGUUUGUUAUUCAAAAUCGAAAUGAAAAUGUAAAAAAGUGAAUUAUAUCAACACAUGAAUGUUGAGAAACGAAGAGAAGACGAAGGAAGGACCCAUUUGGGAAGGUUCCCAAACCAAAGGACAGAGGCAUGAUGGGAAAUAACUGAAGAACAUUUUUCUCCUCAACUUCAAAGUGAACUGAACAUCUUCAUUAUGUACACAUGGACACUUCUUAAGCAAACAUAUAUAUAUAUAUAUAUUAUAUAUAUAUAUAUAUAUAUAUAUAUAUAUAUAUAUAUAUAUUUAGAAAGUAAUAUAUUCAUUAGCAUCAUAUCUGAUCUUCACAAACAUGGAUAAAUUGUCUUCUUUAGCACAAAAUGUCACAGCAACACAGCUGUUGAUUUAAAAUGGAAAUAUUGAUCUGAACAGACCAUUUUAAAGUUGGAAUGUAUUGCAUUUAAUCUUUUAGAAAAGGAAAUUAAAAGAGAGAGGUUGGUACACUGACUGUAAACAAAUGAGACGUUCCUUAAGCUCCAUUACACCCUCCAUAUAUAAUCCCAAAUCCUUGCCAGUCUUUCAGUGAGGUAGAUCAGGUUUGUGUGAGACAUGUUGAAAAGAUGGUACUGUAGGCCAUGUUUUUAAGUUUCCAGCAAAAUUCUGCUUUCUUUGGUCACGUUUACAAGAAAGUAACAUCUGGAGUUGAUGCAUUGUGUUUUAAAAUGUAUACAUUACUGGCCAUCUUAAAUGAAAACUUUUAAUUAUAGCUACCUUUCUUAAAAACAUCUAGUGGUAGAGCUGGUGGAGAAGAAAAGUUGGAUGUUUCUCGUAAAUGUAUGACUUAGAUCUUGGACAUUCUGAUAGUUUUCUCCACAUAUAACCACACUCUACCAGCUCUCUAAGCCUAUUAUUUUAUAUUUUUACAAUAUCCAUACAGAUGAGAGCAGCAUUACGUCACUGCUUGGCAAAAUAACGGCCUCGCUCACUUUCUGAUGAAAUCAAGUGGAACAUUUUUUGUUUUAUCAUGCUUAGAAGCUGCUGUAUCUUGUAAUGCACGUCAAACAACAAAAAGAUCCAGAGUUCCGAUUUUUUUUUAUUUGACUUAGAAAAAGGGAAGAUAGAAGAAAAGAUCUGUGGCAUCAUCCACAGAGAGGACAGGGAUCAUAAUCAGUGGAACCCGAAUUUAAAUGUAACUAAAUAUAUCAUCGACCUCCGAUGACAUUGUUUCGUUUUUUCCUGACUGACCAUCGUAAUUGGACUUUUUGAUGUCAUUAGUGAAAAACCGCAAAAUCUGUAUUUACCGCCAGCCAAUCGCAGCAAAUGUCGUCACCCAAAAGGGGGCAUGGCCUUGGCGUAGAGGGGAUGUACCCAGAUGCUCUCAUCUAUUCAGUGUCGUAGUUCUCAGGUGUUUACAGUCAUGGUAUCGUCUCUGUAUUCAUGUGAGUUACUAAAGGAGAAACGAGACUCGCAGCACAUUUAAAAAUCAUAUUUCAGCAUCUCAGACCUGUGUGAGGAUUACGGACUGUUCUUCACUCUCACUGCAAACGGCAGAAUCACCUCCGCAAAAUCCCGCAUCACACCCCUCCACGUCUGCCUCGCACACGCUUCCUGUAUCUGUUGAAAAAAAAAAAAAUGGGAAAAAAAACUGGAUGAAGAUUUGUGAGAUGGAGUGAGCGAGCAUCGGUCACUUUACGCUGAUGAUUUCCUUUAUUACUUUUCUUUUUCACUGAGGAUUUAUGCUUUGUUCUGAUUGGUUGUGUGUAGUUAGAAACAGGAAGCUGGUUGCUGUGACUAACACCAUGAUGACACAAAGAUUGUUUCAUGAUUAUUUUGGUUUUUGUUGUACAUUUCAAAUUGUUUUUCUUUUCUUUUCUUAUUUAAUUAGGCUGUUUUAACAUGCAGGGCGACUUCAGUGGAGGCAUGCCACCAUCAACGUACCAGAUAUUCUAACUGCUGCAUGCAUCAUUUCAUGAUGAUGAUGUCAUUUUGAUUUAACCUUUAAUUAAAUAGAUGUAUAUAACAGCACUUGCAGGUAGAAGCACCCUGGUUCAGGUUUUACUGUCUAAACUCUCUGAAGUUUAUGACUCUGAGGUCAAACUGAGGUCAGAGGUCGUUGAUUGUGACUCGCCUGUCAGAAGCCGCCCUGCUGCUGUACAUAUAUAUAAUUAUUGUUGUUGUUGUUUUCAUAUCAUGCUGGUGAUGUAACAGAUGAAUGGUGAUGUGAGUGAUUAACAUGAGUUACAAUAAAGACAAUUUCUAUUUGCUUGAGGA
Molecule: messenger RNA, 7231 nt
Organism: Trematomus bernacchii (emerald rockcod)
Lineage: Eukaryota; Metazoa; Chordata; Actinopteri; Perciformes; Nototheniidae
Gene: dmtn
Product: dematin actin binding protein
Exons: 17
Coding region: 272-1486 (404 amino acids)
Biological process (GO): actin filament bundle assembly; lamellipodium assembly; cytoskeleton organization
Cellular component (GO): actin cytoskeleton; plasma membrane
Molecular function (GO): actin filament binding
Source: RefSeq, a predicted model, not a curated record